Abrus precatorius (Indian licorice) is the source of this 732-nucleotide messenger RNA. RefSeq names its product dehydration-responsive element-binding protein 2D-like. The coding region runs from base 1 to 732 and encodes 243 amino acids. Gene Ontology annotation, biological process: positive regulation of DNA-templated transcription; response to stress. NCBI's taxonomy places the organism in Eukaryota, Viridiplantae, Streptophyta, Magnoliopsida, Fabales, Fabaceae. Gene Ontology annotation, cellular component: nucleus. The transcript has a single exon. The record is from RefSeq and is a predicted model, not a curated record. Gene Ontology annotation, molecular function: DNA-binding transcription factor activity; transcription cis-regulatory region binding.
AUGGGAAUUGAGGAGAGAAAACAAAUGAAGAAGCCAGCACAAGCCAGCUCUAGAAAGGGGUGUAUGAGGGGCAAAGGAGGCCCUGAGAAUGCAAGUUGCACCUACAAAGGCGUGAGGCAGAGAACUUGGGGCAAAUGGGUUGCUGAGAUCCGUGAACCCAACCGUGGUGCUCGCCUUUGGCUUGGCACAUUUGAGACCUCUCACGAAGCCGCUUUGGCUUACGAUACUGCUGCACGUAAGCUUUAUGGUUCAGAUGCAAAGCUCAAUCUGCCAGAGCUUUCUCCUCCUCCUGUGAAUUCUCAAUCGCCAAAUCCUUCCCCUAACACCCAAAUUCCCCAAAUGCAACAGCCUCAGAUUCACCCCAACAACUUUGAUACCCCAAGUGUCACUUCUGAUCUGAAUAAAAGCAUGAACCCUUUAGUCUCUGUGACUUCUGAAAUUGUUGGUGAUGGACCAUUCUAUACCAACAACCCUAUUGUGACUCCUCCUCUUGAAACCAACACUAAUCCAAUUGAAAAUCAUUCCAAGCCCAUAGGUCACAACGAAGAAGAUAAACUUCGUUCCUUUUGGGGGACCAUGAAUGAGGGUAUGCCUUUGUUUGAUGAAUCCAUUUGGACUGAAGCUGCUAUGUCCAUCGAUUUUCCUAUUAUUUCAGAUGAUCAAAUUUAUGCAGCUGCAAAUUUCCCUGAUGUUGGUGCCUGGGACUCCUUGCAAACUCAUUGGUGCAUGUAA